Molecule: messenger RNA, 2133 nt
Organism: Sarcophilus harrisii (Tasmanian devil)
Lineage: Eukaryota; Metazoa; Chordata; Mammalia; Dasyuromorphia; Dasyuridae
Gene: TKT
Product: transketolase
Exons: 14
Coding region: 120-1991 (623 amino acids)
Biological process (GO): ribose phosphate biosynthetic process; pentose-phosphate shunt, non-oxidative branch
Cellular component (GO): extracellular exosome; endoplasmic reticulum membrane
Molecular function (GO): thiamine pyrophosphate binding; transketolase activity
Source: RefSeq, a predicted model, not a curated record
AGGGCGCGCUGCGGCCGUUCCUCCUCCUCUUCCUCCUCCCUUCUCCUGGGGCUCCCCGUCUCCGCUCGCCUCGUACCGUCUGUGCCGCCGGCCGGGACGCCCGCCAAACUCCUUUCGCCAUGGAGGAUUAUCACAAGCCCGACCAGCAGAAACUGCAGGCGCUGAAGGACGUCGCCAACCGGCUGCGCAUCCACUCCAUCCAAGCCACCACCGCCGCCGGCUCCGGCCACCCCACAUCAUGCUGCAGCGCGGCAGAGAUCAUGGCGGUACUCUUCUUCCACACCAUGAAGUACAAACCCCAGGACCCCCGGGAUGCCAGCAACGACCGCUUCGUGCUCUCCAAGGGGCACGCGGCUCCCAUCCUCUAUGCAGUGUGGGCUGAGGCCGGCUUUCUGCCAGAGGCCGAGCUGUUGAACCUGAGGAAGAUCAGCUCCAUCCUGGACGGCCACCCCGUGCCUAAACAAGCCUUUACAGACGUGGCCACCGGCUCCCUGGGCCAAGGGCUUGGGGCGGCCUGUGGGAUGGCCUACACCGGCAAAUUCUUCGACAAAGCCAGUUACCGCGUCUAUUGCCUGCUGGGCGAUGGGGAGCUAUCCGAGGGCUCCGUGUGGGAGGCCAUGGCCUUCGCCGGAUUCUACAAGUUGGACAACCUGGUCGCCAUCCUUGACAUUAACCGUCUGGGCCAGAGCGACCCUGCCCCUCUGCAGCACCAGGUGGAUGUGUACCAGAAGCGAUGUGAAUCCUUCGGGUGGAACGCGAUCGUUGUGGACGGACACAGCGUGGAAGAGCUCUGCAAGGCCUUUGACCAGGGCAAGAACAAGCCCCUGGCUGUCAUCGCCAAGACGUACAAGGGCAGAGGGAUCUCAGGUGUGGAAGAUAAGGAUUCAUGGCACGGGAAGCCUCUUCCCAAAAACAUGGCGGAACAGGCCAUUGAGGAAAUACAAAGCCAAAUCCAGAGCAAGAAGAAGAUUCUCGCCACCCUCCCCAAAGAGGAUGCCCCCGCCGUUAACAUCACAGACAUCCGGAUGCCGUCUCCCCCAAAUUACAAAAUUGGAGACAAGCUGGCCACCCGCAAAGCCUACGGCAUGGCGCUGGCCAAACUGGGGCAAGCCAGCGAUCGCGUCAUCGCCCUGGACGGGGACACCAAGAACUCCACCUUCUCAGAACUCUUUAAGAAGGAGCAUCCCAAUCGCUUCAUCGAGUGUUACAUCGCCGAACAGAACAUGGUGAGCAUCGCCGUGGGCUGUGCCACGCGGGACAGGACCGUGCCUUUCUGCAGUACCUUUGCCGCCUUCUUCACCAGGGCCUUCGACCAGAUCCGCAUGGCCGCCAUUUCUGAGAGCAACAUCAACCUGUGUGGCUCCCACUGCGGCGUGUCCAUCGGGGAAGAUGGUCCUUCCCAGAUGGCCCUUGAAGACCUUGCCAUGUUCCGGAGCAUUCCCAAUGGGACGGUCUUUUACCCAAGUGAUGCUGUGUCUACUGAGAAAGCUGUAGAGUUAGCGGCCAACACAAAGGGCAUCUGCUUCAUAAGGACAAGCCGCCCAGAGAACGCCAUCAUCUACAACAACAAUGAAAACUUCCAGAUUGGCCAGGCUAAGGUGGUCCUCAAGAGCAAGGACGAUCAAAUCACUGUGAUCGGUGCUGGGGUGACCCUCCAUGAAGCCCUGGCAGCUGCAGAGCAACUGAAGAAAGAAAAGAUCAACAUCCGGGUGCUUGAUCCCUUUACAAUUAAGCCCCUGGACAAGAAGCUCAUCCUUGAAAGUGCCGGUGCGACCCACGGCCGCAUCCUGACUGUGGAGGAUCAUUACUAUGAAGGUGGCAUAGGAGAGGCUGUGGCUUCUGCCAUCGUGGGCGAAUCUGGCGUGACCCUUACUCGCUUGGCGGUGGCCAGCGUCCCAAGGAGCGGGAAGCCCGCGGAGCUGCUGAAGAUGUUCGGCAUUGACAAGGACGCCAUCGUGCAGGCCGUCAAGACGGCCGUGUCCCAGGGCUAAAAUGUCUGCUGGGGAUUCCGGGCCAAACAAGGGGCAGGGCAGAGAGAGGGAGAGAAACAUUCCUGUAACUUUAACCACAUUGAUUAACUUUUGCUUAUCUCGGAUCCAAUGAAAAUAAUAAAAGUGUUUUGAGAAAAUGUUA